GUAACAUACCCGCCCUGUUCUCCAGAACGAGGAGUUAGGGGAAAUUAAGUUGUUUGACAACAACUAGCCAGUAGAAAUACUUUUUAGAUCACGAGAAAAUAAUUUUGCACGAUAGUGAUGAAGUUCGUUAAUAGGUGUGGUGUAUAGGGUUAGUAUAAGUAUUACACUUCCCAAAGGAUAUUUUGUAAACAUUUCGAAGUUACCUUCUGAGCUUGGGAAAGCGGUGCAUUUUUUUCCCCCGUUCUACAUCCAGACUCAACUCAUCACCUUCUCAUCAUGCCUUUCCCCUUCGGGAAGUCUCAGAAGAGCCCAGCAGAGAUUGUUAAGAGUCUGAAGGAGAACGUGGCUUACUUGGAAAAGCUGGAUGCGGCAGAAAGCAAAAAAUGUGAAAAGGUUGCAGAAGAGGUGUCGAAGAACCUGUCAUCUCUGAAAGAGGUGCUGUGUGGUACAGGGGACAAGGAGCCCCAAACGGAGGCAGUUGCCCAACUGGCCCAGGAACUCUACAACACCAACCUCCUUAUUGCUCUCAUUGCAAACCUGCAAAGGAUUGAUUUUGAGGGAAAGAAGGAUGUGGUCCAGCUGUUCAGCAACAUUGUACGGCGUCAGAUUGGCACCCGUACGCCCACGGUUGAGUAUAUCUCCUCACACCCACAGAUCCUCUUCAUGCUGCUGAAAGGGUACGAGAGUGCGGAAGUGGCUCUGAACUGUGGGAUGAUGCUAAGGGAGUGCCUGCGUCAUGAGCCCCUGGCGCGCAGCGUUCUUUUCUCUGAAGACUUCUACUGCUUCUUCCGCUAUGUAGAGCUGUCAACCUUCGACAUCGCCUCAGAUGCUUUCGCUUCAUUCAAGGAUCUUCUCACGAGACAUAAGAUUAUGUGCGCAGAUUUUCUGGAGACCAAUUAUGACAGGGUGUUUACAGAAUAUGAGAAGCUACUGCAUUCCGAGAAUUAUGUCACCAAACGGCAGUCCCUGAAGCUCCUGGGAGAGCUUCUUCUGGACAGACAUAACUUCACUGUGAUGACCAAGUACAUCAGUCGUGCAGAGAACUUGAAGAUGAUGAUGAACAUGCUGCGAGACAACAGCCGCAACAUCCAGUUUGAGGCCUUCCAUGUCUUCAAGGUGUUUGUGGCCAACCCCAACAAGACUCAGCCUGUUCUGGACAUUCUGCUGAAGAACCAGGCCAAGCUGGUGGACUUCCUGAGCCACUUCCAGACAGAUCGCUCUGAGGACGAACAGUUCUGUGAUGAGAAGAACUACCUGAUCAAGCAGAUCCGCGACCUGAAGAGGCCCCCGCCACCAGAGGAGGCGUGAGGGGACAGGCAGGGGGACGCCAGUUCAGAGGUAGAGGGUGAGAAUGAUGGUGAGAGCGAGCGAGGGAGUCAUGCUUGACUAGAAUCUAUUACUCUUCCCUUCUCUUAACUUCAAACAUAGGAAAAAUAUAUUGUACAAACUCCCUCCUCAUCCCUUUUUAAGUUUCUAAUGCUCAUGUGGGAACGGAGGUAAUUUUUAAGGCACACACAACAAGAGUGACCCAAGAACAGUUAUUUAAACCCAAGAACAGCGAUUUCAACCAAUUCGUAUGAAUCAAUGCACUUUGUCAGAUGUUAUAUUGGACCUUAAACACGCCAUUAUUCUCUUAAGCACAGUAGCACACCUGAGCAAUUUCCUGGGAAAUUAGGAUACGUGGUCAACAUAAAACGGAAUAAACUCUUGACAAGAGGCAAAGUCUCACCAAACUUUACAGGAAAUGUAAAAUGGAUUUGCAAGCUUUAGCGAUUUCAACCAAUUCGUAUGAAUCAAUGCACUUUGUCAGAUGAUGUUAUAUUGGACCUUAAACACGCCAUUAUUCUCUUAAGCACAGUAGCACACCUGAGCAAUUUCCUGGGAAAUUAGGAUACGUGGUCAACAUAAAACGGAAUAAACUCUUGACAAGAGGCAAAGUCUCACCAAACUUUACAGGAAAUGUAAAAUGGAUUUGCAAGCUUUUAAAAGGCUAUCUGAUCAAAUAUGAUAUUUUAGGACCUAGAAUUUUUAAAUCAAGAUAUUCUUUUGCUGGCGUUAUUCUAUAAUAGUUAACAUUUUAUUUUGUAACUAACACCACACUUAACAAAUUCCAUAAUAUCUUGGUUUAUUGCUUUAUUUAAGAGCUCUUUGAUUGAUCUGGAACUUUUAAUAUGUGGAUGACCUUAGUGGUAUUAUUCUUUGCUUGGGAUAGACACUUGGGUUGAAGUAGGUCUUUAGUUGAUAACUACGUAAUUAUCUUCAGUCCAGCUCCUAACAGCAUACAUAGUAACAAUAGAAAGCUCAAAGAUGCGAGUCCUCUGCAUCAGUUGUCCUAAUAGAAUCCAUCAGAGAUGGCAGUAAAAAAAAUAUGAAACCUGAAUCGAUGACAUUUGUGAGGUAGGAGCCAGGCUGGUAGGAGCCAGGCUGGUAGGAGCCAGGCUGGUAGGAGCCAGGCUGGUAGGAGCCAGGCUGGUAGGAGCCAGGCUGGUAGGAGCCAGGCUGGUAGGAGCCAGGCUGGUAGGAGCCAGGCUGGUAGGAGCCAGGCUGGUAGGAGCCAGGCUGGUAGGAGCCAGGCUAGUAGACUAAAAUAGACUGUCAGAUAACGCUGCAGGGUGACCAUAGGCAGCCAUCCAUUCUUUACUCUGAUUGAUCCCAAUGUUGGCACUCUCUUUUUCCCUGCCCAGAUGCUCGCCAGUUUUCAUAUGCAGUUAGGAACUGGUGUGAGAUAGGAAGAUGUUUUUUCUUUCAGAAAUUAUGACUUAAUAAUAUUGCUUUGCAGACAACUGAUAAGAUGUAUCCUCCCAAUAAUAUUACUAACACAUAUCUUAUCGGACAACAAUAAUGCAACACAAAAGUAACACUGUAAUGUUGCAGUGCAACAGAAUCUGCCCGAGCUCUGAUACUCCUAAGAUGCUUGUAAGCGUGGGCUUCCAUGAGCUGCAUGCUGUGUUUCAGGCCUCACUCUCAUGCAGUUAGAUGCACUGGUCAGGAAGCCAUUGCAGAGGCCUGUGAUUGGACCCUUUUUUUCAAUUUUCGCCUAAAAUGACCUGUAGUGCAUGACCUGAAGCAAGGAUAUGCAUAUUCUUGAUACCAUUUGAAAGGAAACACUUUGAAGUUUGUGAAAAUGUGAAAUUAAUGUAGGAGAAUAACACAUUUAGAUAUGGUAGAAGAUAAUACAAAGAAAAAAAAACAUGCGCUUUUGUUCCAUCUUCGAAAUGCAAGAGAAAGGCCAUAAUGUACUAUUCCAGGUUAGGCACAAUUUAGAUUUGGCCACUAGAUGGCAGCAGUGUAUGUGCAAAGUUUUAGACUGAUUCAAUGAAACAUUUCAUUUCUGUUCAAAAUGUUGUAUCAAGACUGCCCAAAUGUGCCUAAUUGGUUUAUUAAUACAUUUUCAAGUUCAUAACUGUGCACUCUCCUCAAACAAUAGCAUGGUAUUCAUUCAAGAUGAAGCUUUCUGCCCAUAUCUGAUAUGUCUACUGUAUGUCCUGGGAAAUCUUCUUGUUACUUACAACCUCAUGCUAAUCACAUUAGCCUACGUUAGCUCAAGCGUCCCGUGGUGGUGGGGGGGGGCACUGAUCCCGUAGAAGUUAAACACAUUAAAUGUUCCAUAUAAUGACCUGCAUUGUCAAACUUGAAGCCAAUUGGGAUGAUUUAUGUUGAAUCCAUAGCACCAAAUUGGCCACAUUCUCUUAAUGGGUGUUCGACUCUAUCAAUAAUUACUUUGUAAAUUGCCCAGAUGAACAAAAAAAAGAGUAUCUUGAAAUGACAGCAUUUUUACCUUACCUGGUGUCACUUAAAUUGCAUAAUAACAGAUUACAAAAAUAUAUGGUGUCUGUUUUGCACAAUUCUUGUAUAUACCUCAUGGGGUUUUGAGUUCAUAAGUGCUGUGUUCUCUACUUUCCUUGACAAGAUAUUUGAUUUGAUAUUUUGGAUGAACAGCAUUGGUUUGUAUUAUGCAUGCUAAAUAAAUCAAUGUUUUUGUUUGAACUUAAGCAGGGAGUGGGACCUGGUUUUCUCUUAGGGGAAAGACUUCAACUAAAUGUAUUUGUUGGGUGCCUCAUGUCAAUUCAUAAUGAAUUACAGGAUUGGCCCCACAAAAGUAUGAAUGUUGCCUUACUUUCAGAAUUUUUAUUUGAUUGUUAAGACCAUGUAUGUGCUCAAUUUUCUUAACCAAAGGUAAUUUGAGGUGGAAAAUAAUGCAUUUCAAGUCCCAAACAUAAUGCCAACUUCACAGGCCCAGAUAAAAUUAAUUUUAAUUGGUAAAUAAUUAACUGCAAAUGUGAUAAACCAUGAAUGGAAUACUUCUGGACUAGAGACGGUAUUCUAGGACUUUUGGAAAAAGUGCAGUUUAGUACUGUAGGCUUAAUCUGGGUCACUAUAAUCAGCCCACAUACUAUUAUUUAUUGGAAUUUCAGAUCACCUGUUUUGUGGUACACCAAGCAUUAAUCAAAAUGUUUUAUCACAACUUCAAACUGAAUAAUUUCUUAGAGGAAAUCAAAUAUAAAGCUAAAUGUUUCAGAUCAUUUUCAGACCUCUGGUUACUUGGCUAGUAUAAUAACUCAAUGGCAAUCUAAAAUUAUCAAGGCUAAAUAAUUGUUGGGUGAUUCAGAAUUUUCAUUUUGAACUUUAAAAUGUUUAUGCUUUACUGUUUCCCAUAGGCUUUGUGUAUCUGAUUUAUUUUUUACUGUGGGAAAAGAUUAAAUGUGUACAUAGCUUUAUUUUAAAAGGUGAAUGUGUGGAAACAUUAAAAAAAAUUAAGACGCCA
This is a messenger RNA of Oncorhynchus kisutch (coho salmon), 4765 nucleotides long. RefSeq names its product calcium-binding protein 39. The transcript is spliced from 8 exons. Gene Ontology annotation, molecular function: protein serine/threonine kinase activator activity. NCBI's taxonomy places the organism in Eukaryota, Metazoa, Chordata, Actinopteri, Salmoniformes, Salmonidae. The coding region runs from base 277 to 1308 and encodes 343 amino acids. Gene Ontology annotation, biological process: intracellular signal transduction. The record is from RefSeq and is a predicted model, not a curated record.